CCAUGGCUGAUUAAGUCUGAUUAACUUCCACAGGGAAGCCGCUGGUGGUGAUGGACUGGCCUCCCGCCUCCCUGUGCCUUUUGAGUAUUACGGACUAGAGGCUGGCGCUGGCUAAUUUGCAGGGCUUCUCUUCCAGGCGACUGUGGGGGAAGGAUGGCGUCUGUGUUCCAGAGUGUGGGGUGUGCUGUGGGCUGGCGGAGCCACCAGAUCCUGACUGAGGCCGAAGAGAGCCCGGUGCCCGACAGGUUCAGGAAGAGAUCGGCUCGCGGCGUGAACGCACUGCGGAUGUCUCUGAGGAAGCGGAUGCCUCUGAAGGAAGUGGAGAUGAAUUUCGAGGAGAACCCGACGUGGGAGAGCCUGGAAGCCCCCGAGAAGAGCCAGACCCUCCAGGCCUUCGCCGGAGCGGCCAAGAGCGCUUUUGGCACGGUGUCGCAGAGAAUUCGCCGCGGCCCAGCCCGAGCCGCCUCCGGCCAGCCCCCGUCGCCACGCACUCCUCGGCGGAAGGGCAGCAAGCCGGGCACUGCUGCCACGCCGCCCUCUGGCGCCAGGGGGGCGUCCCCAGCCGGGAGGCGGCCUGCCCUGCCGUCGGGCGCCCAGCAGCGGGAGAAGGGCCUCCUUCCUGCCCGGAGGUCCAUGAGAACCGCCGCCUUGCGAAGCCCCUACGCUUCACCUGUGUCUGCCAGCCAAAGAAGGCAAUUUGACUGCAACCUGGAGCUUGUCUCGACGGGCAUCCGGCGGCUGAAGCGCCUCUCCCACGCCUUCAACAGCAUCAUUGUCCAAGAGGAGAGAGAUCAGGCCGUCCUCAACUACUACCAGGUAAUGGCGCGCAGGAUGCGGGCCGCCCAGCUGCGCUCCCGGAGCCUCUCCCGGUCUUCGCUUCGGAGGCGUGCGUCGAGGCUGCGCCAGGCGCUCGGCAACUGGGCUGAGGAUCGCUCGAAGCAGUAUUAAUCGGGGAGCUUUGGAAGGAUGGACGUGUGUGUGUGUGUGUGGUGUUUACUGUGUGUUUUUGUGUGUGUGCGAGCAUCUAACUGAUUGCUCUGGAUAAGCUUGUUCUGUCCAACACUAACUUGUCCUGAUGAGAGAGCAUGCCCUUUUCCACGGAGACUUAUGUGCUGAAACCAAUUCUAUUUAUGACAUGGGAAGGCCCUGCUGUAGCCACGUUCCAAACCUGGUCAAUAAAAGCC
This is a messenger RNA of Varanus komodoensis (Komodo dragon), 1184 nucleotides long. It is a transcript of the gene PIMREG, whose product is annotated as PICALM interacting mitotic regulator. The transcript is spliced from 4 exons. Lineage: Eukaryota; Metazoa; Chordata; Lepidosauria; Squamata; Varanidae. The record is from RefSeq and is a predicted model, not a curated record. The coding region runs from base 154 to 948 and encodes 264 amino acids.